Messenger RNA from Macrosiphum euphorbiae (potato aphid), 423 nucleotides. The record is from the annotation of a GenBank genome assembly. Lineage: Eukaryota; Metazoa; Arthropoda; Insecta; Hemiptera; Aphididae.
AUGUCAUCAGAAAAAAAAAUUAAAUCAGGCUCUCUAACCGGUGACCAAAAACAAACAAUUAUAGAUUUUAUGGAGUCACAUCCUCACCUCGCCAAAGGUAAGUUUAGUGCCUCAUUUACCAAUGAGAAAGCGACAAAUCUAUGGCAAGAACUUACAGCAUCGUUAAACAGUAUACCGGGAUCAAUCAAAGAAUGGAAAGCUUGGCGUCGAACUUGGCAUGAUAUGAAAGGAAAUGCAAAAUCUAAAAAGGUAAAGUUAAAUUUUCGAACUACUGGUGGUGGUGAAUCAAUAGCUACACCACUCAAAAAGUUGGAUGAAUCCCUAGUAGGUAUUAUAGGUGAAGUACCAAUAAUAGGAGACCCGCGAAUAAUGGAAUCUUCUGUUUCAUUUGAUUUUCAAAAGCCGUCAACUUCAACAACGUAA